AUAUAAUUAUAUCUCAGUGGAAGAAUGAGCCUCACAGUACCAGUGAUCAAGUUAAGCUGAGUCAGCUAACCUUUAUUUUGCAAUCAUUCAACCAGUUUCUGCCUCCCUUCUUUUCUUCGAUCUUCUAUAAAAUUUUUGCUCCUCUCUAUCUGCACCAUGCUUUAACACGGAUACAUGUAUCAUUAAAAUCCGGACAAUAUGAAUGAGUGGUCAACCAAAGAUGCAGUGGCAAUUGAGCUACGUAUUUUCGAAGAAGAUCGAGGAAAAAGUACAACAGUGAGGGAAAAGCUCACAGCAGAAACUCAUCAGGCCAAGAAUUGGUGGAAUACAAUCUUUAUUAUAUUAUGUGCAUGUGCUGUCUUCAAUGAUCCUAUCUUCUGUUAUAUCACGGCCAUUGACAACGAAAAUAAGUGCUUCACGAUGAACAAGAAUUUGGCGAAGAAUUAUGUUUAUACUCGAACAGCCACAGAUGUUUUUUACCUGCUGGACUUUUUUAUUUCUAAGUGUGGAUGUUGUUGCUGUAGAGGUAGGAGAUCAUCCAAGUCAUGCGUUGCUAAGAUGUUAUCCAUUAUGUCUCGCAUCUUCGUCUCUCUCCCCAUUGCACAGAUAUAUGCAGCAGGGGGGAUGAAUGCAGAUCUACACCCUUUUAUUAGAGAGUAUCUUCUUUUCACUUGGCUUCAAUAUGCAUUACGGAUUUACUACAUCCAUGAUUGGUUAAAGCGGCGUCCUAUCAUAGACAUAACCCGAGUAAAAAGAUGGAUCAGACCUAUAUUGGGUUUUUUUCCCUUCAUCCUUGCUUCUCAUCUUUUUGGAGCCUUCUGGUACCUUUUUGCAACUCGGAGACAGCUUCGCUGUUGGUUAUCGACGACCCAUAAAAUCAUCGCUGAUAGUCGAACUACUCUAGGUCCAGGAUAUAUGACAUAUAUGUGUGCAAUGAAUCCCAAUGAAACCUAUUAUAAUGAUACUAAAAUCUGGCUUUGGGAUGAAUUAUGCCCUUUGAAAGAAGCUGAUCCAAAGGCGUUCGACGCUGGCAUAUAUUUUUACGCUCUGCAAUCUAAUGUGGUUAGUCCAUCGCAUCCUCUCUUACAAAGAGUAUUCCAGUCUUUUUGGUGGGCUCUACGAAAUAUGAGUUCUUUUGGCUCAAAUCUAUGUAGCAGUAUGGAUACGUUGGAAAUCUUCUUUUCUGUUAUGAUAUCUGCAACUGGCAUGGCACUGUUUUUAGUAUAUCUCAAUGCAAUGGUGCAGGAGUCGAAAGAAAGGUCAAAUAAGCGUAUGUUGAAAGAGAAGAAGCAAUUGAUGAAACCAGAUGUCGAUCUGUGGUUAUCUAAAUACUACCCCUCUAAGGAUAACGAAAAAAUGGAGACCGGGGAGAGAAAUGAAAAUUUAAAGGCAGCGAUCAUGGAAAACAUACACAAACUCAGAGAAAACAGUGAUCUUGAUGUGCAAAAUAUCCUUGGUAUUCUUCCCAUAAAAGACAAACAAAGCAUCAUGUCUUUUCUCUUCUCAGCUUCAUUGAAGAAGGAGCCAAUGUUUCAAACCAUACAUAAAAAGGUGCUAAAAGCAAUUUGUCAACAUCUUGUGCCACUGACCUACACUGAAGAUAGCUAUAUUGUCCAAGAAGGGAAACCACUUGGGAAGAUGCUCCUAUUCAUUCAAGGCACUGCAGUAACCUACUCCCAUGGUGAAACCAGCAGUGAUUCCUCAAGCAACAAGUGGCUUGAAAAAGGAGAUUUUUAUGGCGAUGAACUCCUAAAUUGGGCAUUCAAAUCUCCCUUGUUUUCUGAUUUACCUAUCUCGACUACGAAUGUCGUCGCCCAAGAAAAGGUUGAAGCAUUUGCUAUUAGAGCCAAAGACUUGAAGAGUAUUUGCUUUAAAUUCUGGUGGCUUUUUAGUAGAGAAGUAAAUGCCUCUCAAUUGGAGCAGUGGAAGCAUUUGGCAGCAUCUUCCAUACAAACAACCUGGCGCCAUCGUCAAGUAAGGAUCCGUUUGGCAGCGUCUUAUGUACAACCAAACAGUUGCCUCCAUCAUCGUGCAAAGCCUGUAGGCUCAACUCACUGGAACAAAAUUGUCGUAGAUUAGUGCAAACAUUAGCUUUUUGGGUUGAAGUACAAUAAAUAUUUUAUUUCGAGUCGAGUUUAACUAUUUGUAUAAUUUUUUUUGUUUUUUGUUUCAUAACUAUUUGUAUAAUAAAUUAUAGAUAUUCUCAUAUAGCCUAUUUCAAUUCAUUA
Rosa rugosa (rugosa rose) is the source of this 2228-nucleotide messenger RNA. Its product is annotated as cyclic nucleotide-gated ion channel 1-like. The coding region runs from base 199 to 2079 and encodes 626 amino acids. The transcript has 8 exons. NCBI's taxonomy places the organism in Eukaryota, Viridiplantae, Streptophyta, Magnoliopsida, Rosales, Rosaceae. The record is from RefSeq and is a predicted model, not a curated record.